This is a messenger RNA of Salvelinus namaycush (lake trout), 651 nucleotides long. Its product is annotated as maleylacetoacetate isomerase-like. Bases 1 to 651 code for a protein of 216 amino acids. Gene Ontology annotation, cellular component: mitochondrion; cytoplasm. The record is from RefSeq and is a predicted model, not a curated record. Gene Ontology annotation, molecular function: glutathione transferase activity; maleylacetoacetate isomerase activity. Gene Ontology annotation, biological process: L-phenylalanine catabolic process; glutathione metabolic process. The transcript is spliced from 9 exons. Lineage: Eukaryota; Metazoa; Chordata; Actinopteri; Salmoniformes; Salmonidae.
AUGGCAAAUCAAACCAAGCCCAUUAUUCAUGGGUAUUUUAGGAGUUCGUGCUCUUGGAGGGUUCGAAUCGCUUUUGCUCUGAAAGGUAUUGAAUUUGACCAAGUCCCAGUCAAUCUUAUCAAAGAUGGGGGUCAGCAGUUCACAGAACAAUACAAGGGGUUAAACCCUAUGCAACAAGUGCCUGCUGUCCAAAUUGAUGGCAUCACGCUGUCACAGUCGCUGGCAGUGAUCCAAUACAUUGAGAAGACCAGAACAGGACACAGGCUUCUCCCUGCAGACCCAAAGAAACGUGCCCAGGUGCGCAUGAUCUCUGACCUUAUCGCCUCUGGGAUCCAGCCUGUGCAGAAUUUGUACGUGCUACAGAAGAUAGGAGCCGAGAAGGUGCAGUGGGCGCAUCAUUUCAUCCAAAGAGGUUUUGAAGCACUGGAGCCCAUUCUGAAAGAGACAGCUGGCAAGUACUGUGUAGAGGACGAGAUUUCCAUGGCAGACAUCUGUCUCGUCCCUCAAGUCUAUAAUGCUGAACGGUUCAAAGUGGAUGUUGAUCAGUUCCCAACUAUCAAAAGGCUAAACCAAACCUUACUGAAGGUAGAUGCUUUCAAAGAGACUCAUCCGUCCUGCCAACUAGACACACCUGCUGAAAUAUGUACAUGA